AGAAUAAAAAAGGCAGUCUUCUUCAACUCUCGCUCUGAAUUGGGAGACAUCCUAUUGGUCACUACUUCUCGCGACACUUGCGGGACCAAUAGAAGUGCAGCAGCGCCAAGUCAAACCGACUCAUUUUCCUCAAAAAAACACACAACCUUUUCUUUUUUUUACUCCGGUGCUGUGGGCGAUUGAAGAGGUUUCUCUGUUACCAUUGCAAGCUAAACCACAACAAGAAAUCUCCACUGCGUUGACUGAUUUCCGAGCUACACAAUGGACAGUGUUGCAGUUUCAAGGCGAAACCACACCAAUAAAAAAGGAAACAAGGAAAACACCCAGCCUCCUCAUGGAACCAAGUCCUUUAUCAAAGGACAGAAGACGACUGUUGUCCCCUUCCAACUGAAAGGCAACAAGAAAGAGGAGACCCUGCCAAAAAAUGAUCUCAAAGCCAAACCGAAGCAACAGGCUGACACAAGGUCAACAUCUGCCGUGGCUCUGAAAAACAUAAAACCUCUGCAGCGGCAAGGGAGGGCAGCUGCUGCUGGUGUUAAACAAAAACAAACGCACACACAGGCCUUCCUCUCAGAACAGGCUGUGAGGCACGCUAAAAUAGCUGCAGAGGCUCCAAAGCCGCCAGUUGCGGUGUCCUCGCUGAAGGCUGCUCCCGGUAUGUACAAAGGCAAGAUUAUCCAGUCAAAGAUCGGCUCUAUUUGGAAGUCCAGUAGCAGUUUGUGUUCAGCGGAUCUCAAACCGUCAGCGCCCAAAACAGAAAAGCAAGCUGGAAAUGUGGCAAAACCAAGGUCCAAAUCAGUUACUGACAUGCCUGGGCAUAGCACACAGAGGCCGGUGGCGGCGAGGUCCAAGUCAGUUGUUGAUAGAUCUGCUCCGGUGUCCAAGCCCCCGACCACCAGCCGCCCUCCUGCUAGAUACUGCCCUCCCACGAGAACUGUCCCAGCAACACUAACAGGCACCAGGAACGCUACUGUAGCUCCCACUAAGGUACGUGGGACCCUGAACUCCAAGCCAAAGGUUCCAGUGACGGACAAGAAGGUCAACAAGCCUCCUGCCUCAAGCACCCUGAGUCAGUACAGAUUCAACGUGGAGACCGCAGAGGAGAGAAGGGCAAAAUUGGCAGAGUGGAUGGCUUCCAAGGGCAAGACUUUCAAACGACCCGCCAUGGCAGCGGCAGCAGCCCCCGCAAAAACCAAAGCUGGUGCAAAACCUGCAGCUGAUGUCAAGCCUCAGUCUGAGCCUGAGCCUCAAGCUGAGCCUGAGCCUGAGCCUCAGACUGAGGUUCAGCUUGCUGCACACUGCCAACCUGAAGCCGGUCUGGAAGGACACGAGCUGGACUCGGCCGCUCAGUGUGCAGAUAUGAAGGAGGCAGAGCCGCCUGCGCAUGGCCAAACUCCAGUGAUCAUGAACACCACCCUGGACCUGCUUGAAAACUCUGAUGCAGAUCUGUCCUUUGAGCCACAAGAGAAAGUGGAUGAUAUUGUUGUGAACCUGUGUGAGGCGUUGGAGGCCAUGUCGACAUUAUCUGAAUGCAGAGAUGAACUCGCACAGGUGACAGAUGAGUGUAAUGACGUUGAAAUGGAGGGCAGUAAAGCAUGUGAAAAGGAGGAGCUGAAUAAUGAAGUUCCUGAGGAGGUUGUUGAGGAGCCAAAGACUGAGGAAGUGAAGGAUGAAGCAGAGUGGGGUGAUGACCAGAAAGUGGAGCCUGAGGAAGAAGAAAGUGACGAUGAAUGUGUGAUGGAGACGACGCCACAGAUAAAAGAUGCCUCAGUGAUCAAAUACAGUGUGAAGACCACUCCAUACCUGCAAAGUGUAAAAAAAACAAUCGAAGGUGAGGUCUGCGCAAGUGGAUCCAGAAGAAAGAGCAACAUCAAAGAUCUCAAGUUUCUGACGCCAGUGCGCCGCUCCUGCCGCAUCCAGCGCAAGUCGUCCUGCCUGCCGACCAUGCUCACCGACCACGAUCCCUGUGUGUCGUCGCUGGCCGAGCUGGUUACACUGGACGAUGAUCCCAACGCUUACAUCUACAGAAAAAACACGGCACUUCUGGAGGAUCUGCCUGACAAACCCAGGCUGUGAGGACUGCUGUAUAUUUGUGAUGUUGUACAAAAAAAAAAAGUUAACCUUUCAUUGAUCUCCAGUGGGGAACCCAUUCAUGUCUUUGAUGCAAAUAUAAGACUAAAGCUAAUGGACACUUUAUACUGCUACAAUAUUUAACUAAUGUGACUGCAUGUGUGCAGUUGGCUGUUAUCUGACCUGUGUUUUCUGUAACUGUUUCAUUUAACUUGUUUUAAUAUAAAGCUGACCUGUAUUGUCACAUGCACUAAAUAAAAGGCUGCGUUAUCUUAAA
Molecule: messenger RNA, 2347 nt
Organism: Mugil cephalus (flathead mullet)
Lineage: Eukaryota; Metazoa; Chordata; Actinopteri; Mugiliformes; Mugilidae
Product: cytoskeleton-associated protein 2
Exons: 7
Coding region: 262-2076 (604 amino acids)
Biological process (GO): negative regulation of microtubule depolymerization
Cellular component (GO): microtubule cytoskeleton
Source: RefSeq, a predicted model, not a curated record